This is a messenger RNA of Trichoplusia ni (cabbage looper), 917 nucleotides long. RefSeq names its product trypsin CFT-1-like. Bases 46 to 807 code for a protein of 253 amino acids. Gene Ontology annotation, biological process: proteolysis. The record is from RefSeq and is a predicted model, not a curated record. NCBI's taxonomy places the organism in Eukaryota, Metazoa, Arthropoda, Insecta, Lepidoptera, Noctuidae. Gene Ontology annotation, molecular function: serine-type endopeptidase activity. The transcript is spliced from 4 exons.
AGCAGCUUCGUCUGCUGCGAGCCACACUCGGUUAGACGUUACACAAUGCGUGUCAUUGCUUUGUUGGCUCUCUGCUUCGCGGCUGUGGCAGCCGUCCCCAGCAGCGAUACGAGGAUCGCCGGGGGAAGUUUAGUGACCAUUGAUAAGUACCCCUCCAGUGCCUCCAUCAUCCACACCUGGGAUGGUCUCCACCACACCUUCAACUGCGCCGGCACCAUCAUUAACAACAGAUCCAUCCUGACAGCUGGUCACUGCAUCUACUAUUACCCGCACAUCUUCUUCCGCAUCCGAGUGGGAUCGUCUUACGGUACGACUGGCGGUGAACUACUCGCAGUCUCCCAACAGUUCCAGUACCCCGGCUACAAUGACGAUAACUUCCGCUACGACAUAGCCAUCCUUCGCACAGCUAGCUUCAUCAGCUACAACAACAACGUCAGGCCCUCUCCUAUCGCCGGAUCCUCGUAUGUCAUUGCCGACAACCAGACCGCCUGGGCUACUGGCUGGCAGGAAACCCAGGAUACGUCUGCUGGUCAAGCUAGUUUGCGUCAGCUGAGUGACGCUCAGGUCGUCACCGUCAACGGGGACGUCUGCAAUUCUCUCUACGAGGCAAUGGACAUGCCGAUCACCCCAGAGAUGUUAUGUACCUCCUGGCCGCAGCAAGGCAAUGGGCAGUGUGUUGGCGUGUUCGGUGCUGGCGUCUACCAUUCGAACACGCUCGUCGGUGUCACCACGCAGUGCUCGCCUAUAUUGCCUACUGUCAACACUCGUGUCUCCAGCUACGUCGAAUGGAUUCAAACAAACGCCUAAAAUGUUAGCUUUAAGACUUUGAAUAAUAUUAUGUAAAACCUAAUACUUUUUGUGAUAAACAUGCGUGAAUGCAUAAUAACCUAAGUACAAAUAAAGACUGGAUUACCUAC